This is a messenger RNA of Plectropomus leopardus (leopard coralgrouper), 3772 nucleotides long. RefSeq names its product RAS protein activator like 1a (GAP1 like) (gene rasal1a). The record is from RefSeq and is a predicted model, not a curated record. Gene Ontology annotation, biological process: negative regulation of Ras protein signal transduction; cellular response to calcium ion; intracellular signal transduction. Gene Ontology annotation, molecular function: GTPase activator activity. NCBI's taxonomy places the organism in Eukaryota, Metazoa, Chordata, Actinopteri, Perciformes, Serranidae.
AAAUUAGCUGUACGGCGUAUCUUAAAAAGGGAAAUAACGUGAAUUCUAAACAGAUUUUGGACGAUGUCAGAUGUGAAAACCUAAAAUAUCUCGCGCCGUCGUUGUGACUGCAGUUUAUUCGAUGAUAUUUAUUCCGGAAUUUCUGACACUUCAUCAAUUGGGCUCGUUUAAAAGAAGAGCUGGGACAAGACUGACAACACCUGAGCAGAGUCCGACUGCCCACAGUGUGGCCCACUGUGCUCGACCUGCUGGACUGGCUGGGCUGCAUGCGCGCCUGUGUCGCGCGCUACUGGUGGGCUGUGCGCUGUCACGCGCGCCGAAGGUGCCAUGAAAUGAAGAAAACUCAGUCACAGAGGGGAAGGGCAUUAUUUAUAAGAGCGCGUAUGGGACCAUAGGAGGAUUAUCUUACUCGACUGAAAAUGGCCAGAAACACAUCUCUUUAUUUUAGAAUCGUCGAGGGCAGGAACCUCCCGGCCAAAGACGUCUCCGGAACCAGUGAUCCAUACUGCAUUGUAAAAGUUGACAAUGAAGUUGUGGCCAGGACCGCCACAGUGUGGAAGAACCUCAGUCCCUUCUGGGGUGAAGAGUACACACUGCACCUCCCGAUGGGGUUUCACUCACUCUCCUUUCUUGUCAUGGACGAGGACACGAUUGGCCAUGAUGAUGUUAUUGGAAAGAUAACUCUGACCAAAGAAGCCAUUGGAUCUCAAGCUAAAGGGAUAGAUUGUUGGCUGAAUUUGACGAGGGUCGACCCUGAUGAAGAAGUCCAGGGAGAGAUCCAUCUGAGUCUAGAGCUCCUGAAAGACACAGAGAAGAUCAGCCUGCGGUGUCAAGUCUUUGAAGCCAGGGACUUGGCUCCAAGAGACAUCUCUGGAACCUCUGAUCCAUUUACAAGAGUUAUUUUCAACAACCACAGUGCAGAGACCUCGAUUAUUAAGAAGACCCGUUUCCCCCACUGGGGAGAGACCCUGGAGCUGGAGUUGGAUCCAGAGGAGCUGAGAGAGGAGGGCACUGUCACUGUGGAGGUCUGGGACUGGGACAUGGUUGGCAAGAAUGACUUUCUGGGAAAGGUGGAAAUCCCUUUUGCUUGUUUGCACAAGACACCUCCGAUAGAAGGCUGGUUUCGUUUGCUUCCCUUGGGAAACAAUGAGGUUGAUGCUGGUGGCAAGCUGGGAGCGCUGCGUCUGAAGGUGCGUCUGGUGGAGGAUCGGAUCUUGCCGUCUGUGUACUAUCAGCCCCUCAUUCACCUUCUGGUGGAGUCAGUCAUCUCCCCUACAGAGGUGGAAGAUAGCAGUGCUCUGACCAUGCUGGAGGAGGUGAACACGGUUGAGAGCCGGCAGGAUGUGGCAAUGACUCUGGUGAAGAUCUACCUUGGCCAGGGCCUGGUGGUGCCAUUUCUGGAUUACCUCAACACCCGCGAGGUCAACCACACCACUGAUCCAAACACUUUGUUUCGCUCCAACUCACUUUCCUCCAAGGCCAUGGAACAGUUCAUGAAGGCUGUCGGCAUGCUGUAUCUGCACGAGGUGCUAAAACCCAUCAUUAACCGUAUCUUUGAUGAGAAGAAGUAUAUUGAGCUGGACCCGUGUAAGAUCGACCUGAACCGCACAAGACGAAUUUCAUUUAAGGGUGCAGUGUCAGAGGCAGAGGUGCGGGACAGCAGCGUGGAGAUGCUGCAGAGCUACUUAACCAGCAUCAUUGAAUCAAUCGUGGGCUCAGUUGAUCAGUGUCCUUCUGUCAUGAGAGUGGCCUUCAAACAGCUACACAAGAGAGUAGAGGAACAAUUUGCUGAACCUGAAAAUGAGGAUGUGAAGUAUCUGGCUAUCAGUGGAUUUUUUUUCCUGCGUUUCUUUGCUCCUGCCAUCCUCACACCUAAACUGUUCCAGCUGAGGGAUCAGCACGCUGAUACGCGUACAAGCAGAACGCUUCUACUGUUGGCCAAGGCGUUGCAAAGUGUCGGGAACUUGGGCCUUCAGCUGGGUCACGGAAAGGAGCAGUGGAUGGAGCCUCUUCAUCCAAUCAUCCUGCGCAGUGUGUCCUCCGUCAAAGACUUCCUGGACAAGUUGAUCGACAUAGAUCAUGACAUCGUGUCUGAGGUGCCUCAGAGAGCUGUGUUCAUGCCCUCCGUCACAGUUAAAGAGGGGUACCUCCACAAACACAAGGCAGAAGGACCCCAACUGCUAUCCCGCUUUGCGUUUAAAAAGCGCUACUUCUGGUUGACGAGUGAGACGCUGUCCUACGCCAAGACGCCUGAUUGGCAGGUUGGUACUGAACCAGUGCGCUCCUCGAUCCCUAUUCAGUGUGUGUGUGCCGUGGAGAGGGUGGAUGAAAAUGCCUUUCAGCAGCAGAAUGUAAUGCAGGUCAUCACCCAGGACAACGACGGGCAGCUGCUCACCAUGUACAUCCAGUGCAAGAAUGUGAAUGAGCUGAACCAGUGGCUGUCGGCAAUCAGGAAAGUCAGCAUCUACAAUGAGCGCAUGCUGCCCUCUUUCCACCCAGGGGCUCAUCGCAGUGGAAAGUGGACCUGCUGCCUGCAGGCGGACCGUGCUGUUACAGGCUGCAGCAGAACACACUCAGCUGUGACUCUGGGUGACUGGAGCGACCCGCUGGAUCCCGACGUAGAGGCACAGACCAUAUUCAAGCAGCUGCUCCAGGGCAAAGACAAACUCAGGAAAAAGUAUAUGGAGAUGCCAGAUGCUGAUCAGACGUCCGGCAGUCAAGAAAGUUCUCACCUAGGUGGUGCAGAGUGCAAUGCUCAGCUAAUAAAGCCAGGUCAGACUGUUGCUGCUCGGCUGCUAGCUGUGAUAGAGGAUCUGGAACAGGCUCACGCCACCUUCCAGCGCAGAGAAAAAGAGGACGGUACCAGUGUCAUUCUGAAUCCUUAGACUUCACAUAGACUGGGAUGCACUACUUAUGCCUGAAACGGGGGGGGGGGGUGGGGGGGGCAUCCUGAACCAACAUGAGCAAACACCACAUAUUCACUCUCUUGAUAAUCAGAGAGAAAGUGGCCACAGGGUGCAACCUCUUCUAGCUUUUUAGUACAUUUCCCAAAGUAGAGGGAAUUCAGCCACUUUUGAGUCUUUUUGUAUUCUCUGAGUGCCACCAACUUCACCAACUGACAACCAGCUGACACUGGCGAUUGGAGGUGGUGACUUUGAAGCAUGAUUUUUUUUUUAAUGUAGAUAACAAGCAAUCACUUGCAUGACCUGCAUCCACUUGUGAAAUGUGAAAAGAAGCUUUUAUAUUUUUGAGAUACUGUACAGGACUUCAGUCAGGGUCACACAUUUUUAUGCAAAAAGCUUGUUGUAGUGUAAUAUACAGUACCUGAAUGUAAGAUGUUUUGAUAUUGCUUUUAUCAAUGUUUUGUAUUUUAUUGAGAAAAUUUGUCACCAUGGUCGCAAUGUAGCAGUGAAAUUAAUGCUAAAGGUCAUACUAUUAUAAGUUUAUGAAACGCUGGUGCACAUGCCACAGUGUAAUGAUGCCUGUACAGUGAGCUAAAUUAAUUUUAAUUUAAUUUAAUUGUUGCUUUGGUCCCUUUAUACAAAACAAUGUGCUUUUGUUUGGUGCUAUGGCCAGUCAACUUAAAUGUUUAAUCUUAAAUGGUUCUGGUGUCAUUUGGAUAUUUAAAAUGUCCUUACACUUGAUGUAGCCACACCUAAAUUCCUUAGGGUAAUAUUCACUAUUCACCUCUUAAUAUGAGGCGUGAGAACCAGAGGGGCUUAAGUGACAUUUUGGGGGGAAAGAGAGUUGUGUAUAUAAUAUAUAUAUAUAU